Molecule: messenger RNA, 1929 nt
Organism: Saccostrea echinata
Lineage: Eukaryota; Metazoa; Mollusca; Bivalvia; Ostreida; Ostreidae
Product: monocarboxylate transporter 13-like
Exons: 8
Coding region: 422-1894 (490 amino acids)
Biological process (GO): monocarboxylic acid transport; transmembrane transport
Molecular function (GO): monocarboxylic acid transmembrane transporter activity
Source: RefSeq, a predicted model, not a curated record
UCAAAAAGUUGAAAGGAUAACGAGUAGACCUGUGUUAAUAGUAUCCCUGCUGCUGCUUUAAGCCCCAAGUGAACUAGGUGGGUCAACAAACUGGUAGCUGUAAAUGGCCUCCUAUUGCUACAUAUAGUUCAACGUUCUUAAGCUAAGGAGAAAAUCAUCAAAAGAGAUUGAGAAAGCCUUCACUUAUUGAAAACGAAUAGGGGGAAGGUGGUGAAAAGGAACAUCUAUAUGUGAGCAUGGAGCCCAUGAGAUUUAUAUGGUUUCGUGAAUUGUGAAUUGACAAUUACAAGGAAGACUUUAGUUUAUUUUGGGAAUACACUGUAUACAUGUAUUUUCAUGUAGUGCUUACGCAAGAGUUCUCUUUGAAGCAAGAAUACCUCAGUUUGGACACAACUCCUGCCAUGUUUUACCUGUAUUAAAUAUGACCAGGUACUUCACUUUACCUGAUCAAGGAUGGUCCUGGGCCGUCCUUCUGGCUUCUUUCGGAUCUCACUGCAUCCAUGGUUUCUUCUUGACUGCUAUAGGGAUUCUUCAGAUGUCUUUACUUGACCACUACAAAGAAAGUGUGUUCAAAACUUCCUUGGCGCUAUCAAUCUUCUUAGGACUACUUUCCUCAUCAGGACCACUUGCAAGUUUGAUAGCCAAUAGGUGGAGUUGUCGUGUAUCCUUGGUAACUGGUGGAUUUAUUGUGUCUUUAAGCCUACUAGCGACUGCUUUCAUGCCGAAUAUCAUUUUUGUUUUCUUUUCAUUGGGGAUAUUUGGUGGUGUUGGAAUAGGGAUAGCUUUUACAUCGUCUGUUGUUGUUGUUGGGUACAACUUCGAGAAGAAGAGGAAUUUUGCGAGUGGCGUAGCUGUAUCGGGAAUUGGCAUUGGGGCAUUCACAUUAGCGCCAUUGAUGCAAAGUGCAAGCAACUAUUUUGGUUAUCGUGGAUUAAUGUUAAUGUGCUCAGGCUUGACCUUGCAAUAUUGCGUGUUUGGUGCCUUACUUUAUCCUUCAAAACUUGAAGUUAGUCGGAAGAAAGAGAUAAAAUUAUCAAACUAUAACAGUAGUCAGGGAUCAAAGUUACAGAGGUUGAGGGAAGUGUACUUUUUUCUCUCUAAAAGAGCACUAUUGUGCGUUUACAUUUCUAUGUUUCUAUGUAAUUUAGGAAUUUAUCUUGUGUUCCUCCAUUUUGCAAGUUACGUCACUUCCGUUGGAUUUAGCAAAUUGGAAGCUGCUUUUCUUAUAUCAGUAUGUGGUAUCUGCAACUGUAUGUCGCGCAUUCUGGUCGGUUCGGCCACCAAUUCCAACAAUAUAGACGAAUUUGUGCUAUAUGCAGGUUCAUUCAGUUUAAUAGGUUUAACGACAGUGCUAUUUCCACUGUAUGGUCAAACAUAUGGUGGUCAGGUAUUUUACAUGGUGACACUGGGGAUGUACUCUGGAAUAUGCUAUGCACUGCUGAAUUCUAUAAGUGUAAUUCUUGCUGGGAUUAACAAUCUAGCUACAGUGUAUGGACUUAUUUUGUUUUUCACCGGUCUUGGUUGUUUCAUUGGACCUUUACUAGGAGGUUUCAUUGUCAACUCAGGAGGAACAUAUGGUCAGUCUAUAACAGCAGCAGGUAUUCUAAUUCUGAUUGGUGCCAUUUUUGCUUGGGUGUCAGGAGUCGGAGAUCGUCAAGGGGCACAUCCUGCAGACACAGAAGAGACAAUUGUUUUUCAUGAAAAUGAAAGUAAAAUUAUUAAACAUUCCAAAGAAAACAUGGAGAAUCAAACAGAAAAACAGAAUGAAAAUGUUACAGAUUCAAAUGAUGAUUUUAGAAAGGAGAGGACCAAAACCAAGUUUUCUACAGCACCAAUGGAAGAUAUCAAGGAUAAAUCCUCUUCCGAGACAAAUUCUUUAUUAUCAAAAUGUUAAGAGUGGCAAUAAGUAAUAAAAUGAAUGAUUCUGAA